Colias croceus (clouded yellow) is the source of this 1764-nucleotide messenger RNA. It is a transcript of the gene Elp3, whose product is annotated as elongator complex protein 3. Lineage: Eukaryota; Metazoa; Arthropoda; Insecta; Lepidoptera; Pieridae. Gene Ontology annotation, molecular function: acyltransferase activity, transferring groups other than amino-acyl groups; iron-sulfur cluster binding. The transcript has 7 exons. The record is from RefSeq and is a predicted model, not a curated record. Gene Ontology annotation, biological process: tRNA wobble base 5-methoxycarbonylmethyl-2-thiouridinylation. Bases 66 to 1733 code for a protein of 555 amino acids. Gene Ontology annotation, cellular component: cytoplasm; nucleus; elongator holoenzyme complex.
UGUCAUUGUUUUGUUGCGGCUGGUUUUUGUAAAAACACGCGAAAUUUGUGCAAUAAAAUAUCAAAAUGCCGAAGAAGAAGCCCUUGCCCGACCUCUCGAAAGAGGAGAAAAUGGUGAUCGUGAUAUCGGAGAUAAUACAAGAGCUGCAGGCGGCUCAUCGACAGGGGAAAGAUGUUAACCUUAACAAAAUGAAGACCAGGAUCUCGUCGAAGUAUGGUCUGGAUACGUCGCCAAGAUUGGUGGAUAUCAUAGCAGCUGUGCCGUCGGAUGCGAAGAGUUACUUGUUGCCUAAGCUGAAAGCGAAGCCAAUACGUACGGCAUCAGGGAUUGCGGUAGUGGCUGUUAUGUGUAAGCCGCAUCGCUGCCCACACAUUAAUUUUACGGGCAAUAUCUGCGUAUACUGCCCUGGUGGGCCAGAUUCGGAUUUCGAAUACUCUACGCAGAGUUAUACCGGCUAUGAGCCGACGUCCAUGCGAGCUAUAAGGGCUCGUUAUAAUCCAUAUCUGCAGACGCGUCACAGGGUGGAACAACUGAAGCAGUUGGGUCACAGUGUUGAUAAAGUGGAGUUUAUUGUUAUGGGUGGCACCUUUAUGAGCUUGCCGGAGGACUAUAGGGACUAUUUUAUCAGGAAUCUCCAUGAUGCACUAUCUGGCCACACUUCAGGUAGUGUUGCCGAGGCUGUCAAAUACUCGGAGAAGGCCAAAACCAAGUGCAUUGGUAUCACUAUUGAGACCAGGCCAGAUUACUGUCUGCAACGCCACAUGACUGACAUGCUUAACUAUGGUUGCACUAGAUUGGAAAUAGGCGUGCAGUCUGUAUAUGAAGACAUUGCCAGGGACACCAACAGGGGUCACACAGUCAAAGCUGUGUGUGAGAACUUCAACUUGGCCAAAGACGCUGGUUUUAAGAUCGUCGCACACAUGAUGCCCGACCUGCCAAACGUCGAUCUCGAUCGCGACGUGGAACAAUUCAAGGAAUUUUUCGAGAACCCAGCGUUCAGAGCCGAUGGUCUCAAGAUAUACCCCACUCUAGUGAUUAGGGGAACUGGUCUAUAUGAACUGUGGAAGACGAAGCGCUACAAGAGCUACCCGCCAUCCACGUUGGUGGAUCUCAUUGCUAAAAUACUCGCUUUGGUGCCGCCGUGGACUAGGGUUUAUAGAGUACAACGCGACAUUCCGAUGCCGCUAGUAUCCUCUGGGGUGGAACAUGGCAAUCUCCGUGAGCUAGCUUUACAGCGCAUGGCUGAUAUGGGCACAGACUGUAGAGACGUUAGGACCAGGGAAGUGGGCAUACAGGAGAUACACAACAAAGUACGACCGUAUGAGGUGGAACUGGUCCGCCGUGACUACGUAGCGAACGGUGGCUGGGAGACGUUCCUCUCUUACGAGGAUCCCGAUCAGGACAUUUUGGUUGGUCUCUUGCGUCUGCGCAAGUGUGCCAAAGACACGUAUAGACCUGAACUGAAGCCCGGCAAGGAUGCCAACUUCAAGCAGUGUAGUAUUGUGCGCGAGCUGCAUGUUUACGGGUCUGUUGUGCCGGUGAACGCUCGCGAUCCAACUAAGUUCCAGCACCAGGGUUUCGGUAUGCUGUUGAUGGAGGAAGCUGAACGUAUAGCGGUCGAGGAACACGGCUCUGACAAGAUGGCUGUCAUUUCCGGAGUUGGAACUAGGAAUUAUUACGCGAAGAUUGGAUACCACCUCGAAGGACCAUAUAUGGUCAAAUCAUUGGCCUAAACGUUUUAAAAAUAAAUGUUGUGAAUUUGAA